Molecule: messenger RNA, 6253 nt
Organism: Psylliodes chrysocephalus
Lineage: Eukaryota; Metazoa; Arthropoda; Insecta; Coleoptera; Chrysomelidae
Source: the annotation of a GenBank genome assembly
GUGAUGUGACAGGUGACAGAAUAUUUGACAAUCCGGUAAACAUACGAAUUUUUGAAGAGCACAGGAGCACUUUCUAGAAUUUUUUUUUUCUGUUCGGUUUAUUAUCAGUAAGCAUACUUAUUAGAUAUUAUUUCUUUAAAAAAAGUAAGUGUAAAAUAGUCUAGACCCAAGAGGCCGCAGUGUUCUGGACUAAAUAUAACCCUAAACUCAGAUAUUUUUAUUAAUAUGAAUUUCUAGGAAAUUAACAUUUAAACAAGAAAUGGGAAAUAGCGUAAUUGGUAAUAACAAUCACUGUAGAGAUAAAAUGGCAAAACAAUACACAUCUGUUGAUAAAUUUGAGUUCCAUGGUCUACUGGAAGAACAGGAUUUAAACAAUGGUUUAAUUUUUAAUGGCACCUUUAUUCCUGAUGAAAUUUUAACUCAAAUUUUAAGUUUUAUACCUUCUAAACGGUUAUUACCUUUAACAUUAGUUUGUAAAAAAUGGUGCAAUAUUAUAAAAUCUGAAAUCUUCUGGAUGGAAAUUUAUAAUUAUGAUCAUCCUAACAAAGCCAAACUUUUGCCUUGGUAUGUUUACUACCUUUACUAUACAACAGCUAAUUUUAGUAAUUUACUAAAGAACGGAAAUGGACAAGAACAAUUUGCUCAUUGGGUGAUAUUGAAAAAUUUAGGUGAUCAAUUCAAAAUAGAAGAUCCACCUUGUGGAACGAUACCUCUGCCUGAAGGUGUUUCAGAUUUUAAUGGUCAUACAUGUUGCUUUGCUACAUCAUAUUAUGAAUGUACCAAAAUUCAGGAAAUAAAUUUAGAGAAAAAAAGGCUUCUCAGAUACAUUAUGAAUAAAUAUAAACCACAAAUUAUCGCUUCUGAAUGGACAUCUCCUAGAUUUGACUGUGGUUCAAAAUAUACACUAACAUUCAAGGGAUUCGGGGAAGACUAUGUACCAACAAAAUACACUGAUGAAUAUAUGUAUCAAGACAAUGUCUUAUUUCAAGAAAGUAAAUCUGUUAUUUUUCAACAGUGGACAGAUAAAGCGUGGGAAAAAGUAGAAAUAGUGUUAGAAAAUUAUCCUGAUAAUGUGAAGAUGUUAGUUUUUGAACAUGAAGGCAAUGACACUCAGUUUUGGAAAGGGCACUAUGGAAGUAAAAUGGCAGGAGGUGUUGUAAGAUUUGUGUUUGACAGUAUACAACCUGAGAAAAAGACAAAUUAGUGUUGAAAAGAGUUUUAUUAUAAAACCUUCCAUGAUAUUUUCAAAUAUACAUAAAUAGAAUAAAGGAAUGAGGUGGGACACACUUAAUUUUUUGAAAUUAUUAUAAAAUAUUUGUGUUCAACAAAUUAAAAAAAAAAUCUGAUGUGUCCAACAUAUGACUUUCCUGUCUAGUUAUUACAGGUUUUUUUUUUUUUUUUGUUAUUUUGUAUAACUUAUUGUAUCACCCCUGUAAAUGUCUUACUUGAAACAUUUUUUAUAAAUCGUUGGUAUACAAGAGAAUGUGACUGUCCAAAAUUUUACAUUUUUUAGUUUGUAAUGCCCAUGUAUCUCAAAUUCAAUAUUAUUUAUUAGGAAAAAAUGAACAACUUGAAAAAUGCUUAUAGUGGGUUGGCUCAGUGCUUAGAGUCAUGACUCUGAGAUCGGAAGGUCUUAGGAUCGAAUCCCACCGGAGGCAGGAAUUUUUAUUUAAUUAAAAAUAAAAAAAAUAAAUAUUAAUUCUAAUGCAUAGGUAGGAUUCCCCACUCGACCAUUCACUGUUGGGUUCUAAUUAACAGUGCUGUUAUUAAAGUGGCGCUGGGAAACAGUAACAAGGCCUACACAGAACACGAGGCUAAUGGCCGUAGUAGUCGACGCCGAUGACACCAAAUUAAAAAAAAAAAAAAUUUAAACUUCCAUAAUGAGCAAAUAAUUGAUUUGAUUUUAUAAUCAUAAGCAAAUCAUUAAAAUACUAAUAACUCAAAACUACUUUCGGUGGGCUUGGUCACCUUCUUUUGUAUACCGACGAUAUAUUCAUUACCAACGAAAACACCGGUUAAUUAAUUAAUUUUUACCUUUCCUCAAAUUUUUCUAUUACGGUCCAUUUUGGGAAAAAUCAUGUAUAAAACAAAAAUUCCAAGAAUUAUAUCGCAAUCAACUUUUAUUGGAAAAAUUUUCUUAAAAUGUCAAAUUUCUCGAAUACGAACAAUUAAAGGAAAAUUAUGUAUAGGACAAAAAUUAUAGAAUAAGAUUACAAGCAACUUUUAUUAAAAUAAUUUUCUUCUUCAAGUGUAAAUAAUUGAUGUAGCCCCCAAUGUUCCGACUAAUCUAAUCAGUUCACUGCAGGAUGGAUUAAACCUUAUAUGAAUUUGGUGUUUUUCUCUUUAUCCAAUUCGAAAUUGGAACUUUUUCUCAAAUAUCUCGUAUUACUUUCAUCUGAAUUAUUGUUGUCACUCCUUUCAAAAACUGGAUCAUCUAUUAAUGUUACCUUCGGGCCAAAAGAUGCACCCAAAAUUUGAAUCUAUUUUUCCCGGUAAAAAGGGCGUAAAUCAUUUUAUCGCCAUUUCAACGUUCUUUCUAGAGUUUGUAAAAAAAAGUUGCAUAUACAUAUAAAUUCAGAAACAGUUUUGUUUUUAAAUAACUGUGACGAUAGUUUAAUUUAUUUAUAGUUUAUUUAUUUAAAACACUGUUUACAAUUUAUUUAUGACGUACUAUUUAAUUUAUCUAAUACUUAGACACUGACUAACAAUUCUAAUUUAUUUAUUACAAUUUAACUUUUCAUUCCAAUACUCUGUACUAAACUAUAUACAACUGACUUCCGUCUUCGUACUCGCGAUAUUUAUAUCAAGCCAACUCUGUAACCAUAAUACUCUAGACGGUGUAGAAUAUCCUAUUCCAUCUCUAUGAAUCAACGUUACGUACCUACCGCGUCGAGAAGCGUCUGAUUGUCUCUAUAUUGCCAGCGCGCCGCUAGAUUCCAUAUCGCGGGAGUAAACAACGGACAGGGUAGGCUUUCGCGCGACAUUGUCCCGUCCUUAAGAAAUAGUUCCUCCUGUAACUAAAACUGAAUGAUUGUACCUGCAACUGGAUUCUCUUACAAUUUCCGGUUGCGUGGAAGUAACAAGGGACUGUCUUCUCUGUAACCUGGACACUGGGCGAAUGGUCCAGCAAUAUCUAGGCCGAUACUCUCAAAUGGGCUACCAACGUUGUACUGCUUCAUGGGAGCCUUCCAUUUUCGCUGAGGUCCAUUACUCAUAGCACAGCUGGUACAUUUCUUACACCAGUCCUUUACAUCAUCGGAACUAUUCAUCCAAUAAAACCUUUCACGAACUCUCUGAAGGGUUUUCCUAAUACCGAGAUGUCCUCCUGAUGGACUGUCAUGUAACUGACGAAGUACUUCGGAUACUCUACUCCUUGGAAUGACCAACUGUCUUCUGUUCUCGGAACCAUCAUCAUUUUCAAGUACUCGCUUUAAUAAGCCGUCUUCCAGGAUAAAGGAGUCCCACUGAGCCCAAUAUGAUUUAACUACUGGAGAGAGUUUCGAUACUUCUUGCCAAGUAGGUCGACGAUUUUCCUCUUUCCAUUCUCUUAUCUUCUUUAAAACGGGAUCGUUCUCUUGUUCUUCCCUAAGUUUGACAGGGACCCACUCAUCGCUGACAAUCGACGUUCUUCGUACUGUAACUUCUUUAACAGAUGUGGCCAACCCUUUUCCAUUCAGAGUUCCUUGACCAACACCUUCAUUGCACUUCUGAAGUUCCGCCAUGACAGGCGUUGCUUUCUCUACAGUUCCUUGCAACCGCCUUACUCUUAUGGUUUCACUACUUUUAGGCAACACCGCUCCUUCCUGUACUGCCACCGGCACAGUUUUUCGAUUCGUAGUGUUCUUUGGGUGUUUGCGCGAACUGCUUACUUUUCCCAUUUCACCGCAAUUCCAGCACCUAAUAGUCUUCGGUUGCUUCUUAAGAGUUUUUAUCAUGUGAAACAAUUGGUCCAAUUUAUUUCUCUGUUCUUCUUCUUUUACAGUCCUUGCUUCACUGUAUCCACCAGAAGACAGCGUAGCCGCUUCAUAUUCAAGAGCAGCGGACAAGACAUCGACCAAUGUUUUGUGACGGGCUAAACGAAGUGUUCUUUGCAUUUCAUGGUCACGAUGUCCAUCUACAAAUGCUUGAACAGCCAAACAUUCAAUCAUGUAUUCCGAAGCUGAUGGGUAGGUAAAUCGCACCAUCUUCGCAAUAUCUAAUUCGAAUUCUUGAAGGCUCUCGUCACGUUUCUGUUUGCGAUUCUUCAACCGUAAUCUAUACACCUGCUCCAAGUGUUCGUGACCAUAUCGCAUGUUGAGCCUUUUCUUCAGUUGUUCAAAAUCAUCAGUCUCUUCCACGGGUAUAGUCUGAAGGACAUCUAAAGCGUCUCCUCGAAGGGCGACUGUCAGAUUUACGCCUUUUCUCCUCCAGACCAUUCGUUUGCCCUGUUUAAGGUAGUUGGUCCAUGACAUCUUUCCGUCGACUCCACCUCAUGACACUUUAUUUCACCGUCCUUGGUCGGGUCUGAAUGUUCCAGUUCUUCUAUCUUCUUUUCCAUUUCCUUUAUUUUCUCCUCGGCGGAAGACAUUAUUUUCUCCUCAACGGAAGACAUCUUGUUUUCCACAUCAGCAGAGAUUUCAUUUUUUAGAGAAGACAAGAAAUUUCAUCUUUUAAAGAAGAGAUUUUGUUUUCCAAAUCGGAAGAAAUUUCGGUUUUUAAAGAAGAUAUGUCAGAAGAUACCUUUCCUUCUAAGGAAGUAAUGUCAGAAGAAGCUUUAGUUUUUAAGGAGGAGAUAUCAUUUUUUAUAGAAGAAACAUCAGCAGUAAUUUCAGUUUUCAUAGAAGAUAUUUAGGUUUUAAUAUCGGAAGAAAUUAUAGAAGCAUCAUCCGAAAAUAGAAACGUUUCCGGGUCCAAACCUUCGCUUUCCAUUGCUUCUUUAAGCCGUUCUGCCAGUUCUGCUUUCUUCCCUGUCGUCUCCAACUCGCGAUCUUCUAACUCCCGACGUAGCUCGGUCACUUUUAAAUCACACAAUCUUUUAGCCAUUAUUGUCCACUAUUUAUAGUUCCACUUCUAACACCAAUGUGACGAUAGUUUCAUUUAAUUAUAGUUUAUUUAUUUAAAACACACUAUUUACAAUUUAUUUAUGACGUACUAUUUAAUUUAUAUAAUACUUAGACACUGACUAACAAUUCUAAUUUAUUUAUUACAAUUUAACUUUUCAUUCCAAUACUCUGUACUAAACUAAAUUAUAUACAACUGACUUCCGUCUUCGUACUCACGAUAUUUAUAUCAAGCCAACUCUGUAACCAGAAUACUCUAGACGGUGUGGAAUAUCCUAGACUUCCAUCUCUAUGACUCAACGUCACGUACCUACCACGUCGAGAAGCGUCUGAUUGUCUGUAUAUUACCAGCGCGCCGCUAGACUCCAUACCGCGGGAGUAAACAACAGACAGCGUAGGCUUCCGUGCGACAUUGUCCCCUCCUUAAGAAAUAGUUCCUCCUGGAACUAAAACUGAAUGAUUGUACCUGCAACUGGAUUCUCUUACAAUUUCCGGUUGCGUGGAAGUAACAAGGGACUGUCUUCGCUGUAACCUGGACACUUUCGCGCGACAUAACGUCCAGUUCUUGUGCUCCAUCCGAAUCUAAUGAAGAAAAAGCUGCAAAUACCUUAAAUGAGGAAAGUAUAGAGAUACUGAUUUUUUUUAACCUCGAGUUCUCGACCGAUCCUCUGAAUAUAUUUUCACCCCUUCUAUGGUGUCUGUCUGCAUCCAUGAUAACUCCAAAACACAUAAAGAGAAAAACAUCAAAGAUAUUCGAGGAAAAGUGCAGAAUUCGAAUUUUUUCAAUUGAAGAUAUAAAAAAUGUUUCAAAUAAAAUGGGUAAAAUUUUCAUUUUUAAUUUGUAUUAUAAGCAAUUUAAAUUAGAUGGCUCCUGCUGAAAGGUCUGUACAGAACGCUAGCACAAAUUUAUUAAAAUAUGAGGAUCUAGCCCAAUUUACCUUAGUCAAAAAAGUUGAUAGUUUCCAAAUUACAGGGUGACAGUUAUAUAAUUUUUUUAUACUUUUCUUGAUAACAGCAUGAUUUGCACGAAAUUUUGUAAUAGGGGUUUUUUGGGGUGUGACAUUAAAAUCUGCAUAUAGUUUUGAUGCAAACUGUAGAAGGCGCCACCAGAAGCACUUUGCCUGCUUCUAAAGCAACUUUUCGACUUAUUCAAUAUAAUAAUAAUAAUAAUAUAAUAAUAAUAAUGUUUAUUCAAAAAGAAAUAGUGUUUUACA